GAAAUGAAAGAGAAAGUAUAGCCAGGGAUGUGUUUUAAAGGAGAUACUGUUCGUGUGCGUCGACAAUACACAGAGGACAUAACUUGUGUACUGCGGGAAUGUCUGAAGCUGACAGUGUAGAAGUGGAGUAAUACGAUCGUCCUAAGAAGCAAAAUGAGUUUUUUCUACACAUGUGUGCCCUCUCUCGGCGAUAAGUUUCAUGGCUUGUUAAACCAAGGAGCAACAUGUUACCUGAACAGUGUGCUGCAGGUGCUUUACAUGACCGAAGACUUCAAAGAAGCUGUGGAAGGGCACUGCUGUAAAAAUCCUGACACUGAGUGUAUUGAUCUUCAACUUUCAUCCUUGUUUGAUGAACUAAAACAACGUACCGCAUACACCUAUAAAAUAACAAAGAAGCUGAGCAUCGACAAAGUGUAUGAACAACGCGAUGCUGCUGAGUACUUUGAGAAGAUUUUAGGUCUGACCAGUUCUGAUGCAUCACAGAUCUUCCACGGGGAGUUGACACACAAGACCACAUGUUCUACAUGUAAGAUUGAUACCGACGCUGCUGGGGCAUUUUGGAAUCUUCCUCUUGCAUUGGUGAAUUCGUACUGUGAAAAAUAUAGCGUGGUGAAUGGCAUUAAGGAGUAUUUCACAGAUUUGAAAUUCAGCGGAGAAAACCAGAUGUACUGCGACGUGUGUGAUGCCAAGUCUGAUGCUACUAUUACAUGUGUAAUAAAGCAUCAUCCAGAGGUUUUGAUGCUGCUGCUGAAGAGGUUUGAGUUUGACUACAGUUACAUGACAUAUGUCAAAAUCAACUGCCCUGUGGAAGUCCCCCGCACCCUACAGAUACCAGAGAAUCAGACCUAUGAACUGUAUGCGGUCGUGGACCAUUUUGGAGAUCUUAGAAGUGGACAUUACACUGCAACAAUCAAAUCUGAGGGUGAUGAGAAAUGGUAUAACUUCAAUGAUGACAGGGUCACAUUGCUUGAUUACCAACCAUUCCAAGUGGAUAACUCCGUGGAAUCUGGCAGCGCUUAUCUUCUUUUUUACAGGAAGAAGACAGUGCCUGCUGCAGAUACGUGUACUCAGGACAUCAGAGAAGCGUCUACUCCUAGAGGCUCCUCGCUUGCUACCAGUGAUACCCAUGACCAAUGUCAAGAUGUUAUAAUGGAGAUGGAGACAGAGGAGGUUGAGGGGUCAGCAGGAGCGGGUUAUGACACUGCAGUGGUUGUUUCCAUCGACAGAAGUGUAGAAACAGGAAUCAAAGACUUUGUCAGUGUUGAUGACCAGAACAAAAAGAGAGAACUCUUCUGUAGUGAAACUGAACUAGAGCAGAGUGUCGACGAUGAGGUCAAUGACAGGGCAAGACCAGAGGUUGUUAGAGACAGGAGAUCACAGGAGGGUCUGGAGGGUGAUGACACACACAACACAUCAUAUAACUAUCAGAAGUACAAGCAGGAAGUCGACAACAUGUAUUCUCAACAAGUUUGUGUUGACAUGCAGAAAGAGGAGGAAAGCAGGGCAGUGGAUGUGAAUAGAGACAAGGAUGGAAAGGUGGAAGGUGAUGAACAGCUAGGAAGGAGAGGAAUAGCUCCAACGAAGUACCUUAAGAGGGAUGCAGAGCAUCACGAUGAUGAAGGAUUACAUGAUGUUAGACAGGACAUGUAUGAAGAGCAGAAGGGUAAACAGGAAGUUGGACAAGAUUAUGACCUCAAACCUUUUACUGAGGACAGACAGGGAUACAGGGAGAGGAUUGAAAUAGAUGAUAAGGUGGACAAGGAAAGAAAACUCGGUGACCUCUACUUUCAAGACGAAAGAAGAGUUGUUGAUAGUAAACAGAACAUACCUAAAGAUGAUCACAGGAUUAAACUGCUAACAAUUAGUAGCAGGUUUGAUCAAAGUCAUGAGCAACAGAGAGAGGAGAGCGAUGUUAAAGGAGACAAGCAACAAAAGAGAGGAGAUGAUAAACAUGUACAAAGAAAAGGAACAUCAGAGAGACAAGACUUUGGUCAGGAUCGAGAGGAUCAGAACAAUGGAAGAUCAGAUGAUGUUAGACAGAACAGAUCAGAGCGAGAUGAUGAGCACAUUCAAAGGAGAGCGGAUUCUUCUCUUAAACGAGGAGGUUCGGCAGGAAGCAGAAGACAGGGGGACUCUCAAGCUAAACCAGGAGCUAGAUGUAAUGAAGAUACAAUGGAAGGAAGGUGUGGUUCAACGCAGUCCAAAAUAAAACUCCAUGGGAAGAUAAUUGAAGAGGAAUUUAGGCAAACCAACAGUGGUGUUCAAAGAAGCAGCGAGACGAAGAACAUAAGAAUAGAAACUGUAGAAGGAACUUCACAAGCAGGCAGGAGUUGGGUAGAAUAUGAAAGAGAAACAGAUGCCAAGGUCACAUUGUCAGAGGGAGUGGGCAAUUUAAAACUGAGUGACUCACUUUCGCCAAAGCAGGCAGGCAGCAGAGGAAUGUCUCAGGCACAAGAACAAGUUGUUGGAACUAAAUUUGAGGUGAAAAAAAGAGGCAAGGACAAAAGAAAGUUGCAACGUCAGUCUUCCCCACUGAAGCAAAACAAGAGCAAAAAAAAGAAACGCAACAAAACGACUAGUUGUUUCUCUUUUUUUAAGAAAAGCCGGAAGAAUGUAGAGCAGGCUUCAGAUACGGAAUAAGACACAAAUCGUUCAUUUAACAUGCAUGUUAUUGUGGUGUGUUUGUAGUUUUAGUUUUUAUUGAUGCUUAUUGAUACUCACAAUAUUGCAGUCUGCUUGCCAGAGACCAGUUUGAGUGUCUGUUUCACAGAGAACCGUUGCUGGUUGCUGCAUCACUUCCUGUUUGCCACAGGAUUGUUUCUGUGUCAAGAGCAGCAAAUGUAAAAUGUUUAAUAAGACCGGGUUGUUUUAGAUUGAAGUGCCUGUUUAGACUCGAUGUUUGUCUUUUAUUGCUCUUCUCAAUUUUGUCAAAUUUACACUGUUGAAGAAAUAUUGACCUUUUAAAGGAACAGAUUGCACUGAAUGUAAUAUCUAAUGUGAUUUAACACGAGAUUGUGUUAGGAAGUAAAAUUCAAAUGUAAAAUCAAAAUGUAUGUUCUUAUUUUACUGUUAAGUACUAUCUUCAUUUAAUCAGGCCUUUUGCACACUACAUGUAAACGAUUGCUGCAGUGCCCACUGACUAAUGUCAUAGAUGCUUUAGAUUUUAUGUUUCUCCCUUUAAACCAAACUAUUGUAAUCAUUUGUAGUGAAACUGUGUGUGAAAUAAUAAUAAAUAAUAAUAAAGAAAAUGAAAUGCA
Messenger RNA from Cottoperca gobio, 3257 nucleotides. RefSeq lists its product as uncharacterized. Gene Ontology annotation, molecular function: cysteine-type deubiquitinase activity. Gene Ontology annotation, biological process: protein deubiquitination. NCBI's taxonomy places the organism in Eukaryota, Metazoa, Chordata, Actinopteri, Perciformes, Bovichtidae. The coding region runs from base 154 to 2640 and encodes 828 amino acids. The transcript is spliced from 12 exons. Gene Ontology annotation, cellular component: nucleus; cytosol. The record is from RefSeq and is a predicted model, not a curated record.